CAAAAACAAAAUAAUGAGUGCGACAGUUAAGACAAGUGCUCGCUUGAAAAACAAACGCCGUCCUGGUGAUCCUUGGAUAUCGAAAAAUCGCGUUCUAAAUGGUGGCACCGGCAAAUCCAAAAGAAACUGUCCCAUUUACCGUAAUCCCAAUUUCGAUACGGAUGAAACUAAAUUGCUUAUACAACUGUGGGGUGACCCCAAAGUGCAACGUGAACUUAUUACCACCCACAAGAAACAUGUUGUCAUCUCACAAUUGUCGGCCAAAAUGGAAGAAUACGGUUACUAUCGUUCGCCCGAAGAAAUCACCACACGCAUUAAGAAUAUGAAGUGUUUUUAUAAUCGUUUGAAAAAGGAAAUGGAAACGAACAAGGGCAUGGAUCCUUCUUGGCGUCACUAUACCGAAAUGGAUGCCAUAAUGACAAGACCCAUAUUUAGUGUGCGACCGAAUGAGGUGCCGGCACCUUCGUUGAAAUAUUUACUAGAACAGGAACAGGAAAAACGUAAAGAGCGUAAACGCAAAGCGGAAGAGGAUGGUUCCACAAUAUCUGAUAGUGAUGAAGAUAUAGCCGAUAUCUUGGCUGUUCCUAGCAUGGCCUCCAAUAACUCAACAAAACAAGGUGUCAGCAAAGAAAUAUAUGGUGAUGGAGAAUCCAGCACUGAAAUGGAAUUUGAGGCAGAGGAAACAUCUUCAAAAACGUCUGAAAAUAGCAUAGAGAAAAGAAGAAAAUCCUCAAAUGAAGAAAGCUCCCAAAAUAAAAAUGAACCAAUUAUAAACGAUGAGGAAAUGGCUAUAAAAUUGGAAAUGGAAUCAGAACAAUUCCAAGAAUACCAAACUAUAGAUGAAACUGAGACAACUAACAAAGACACAAAUGUCACAAAAACAGAUGACACCAUUAAAACCAUAAAUAUAUCGGAAGAUGAAGAUUUGUUGGUGCCCAAAAUGGAACCAAUUGAUGUGGAUGAGGAGUAUGAUAAGACAGAAAAACCAAACACUCCAGCUGCAAACACAAAUCAAAGUUUCACACAAUUGGCGGAUAUUUUAAAGCAACCAGCUAAGACACAAAAUAUACCACCACCUACCAUGAUUAAAUUUGCAAUGCCAGCAAACUCCUCAACGACCACUAUAUCCUCGGCCAAUGUCUCAACAGGCACUCAAUCGAAAAUCUCCGUGGUCUCACCCACCAUACUAAUGCAUCCUCAGAUGUCUGGCAAGUCCACUAUAGCCACAACAACAGAUCAACGGCAAGUUCGUUUACCCGGCAAUUUACAUGCUCUAUUGGCUGCCUCGGGCUCUAGGACCACAGUAACCAAUGCAAACGGAAUGAAAUUCCUUAUAGUGAAUAGCGCCGAUCAAAGAGGUCCACCCAUAACCACAUCCAAUCUAACAUCUGCCAUACCUUUAACGGGUACUAAUCGUCCAAAUACGCAAACAAAUCAAACGAAUGUUAAAAUUAUACAAAAUACAACACAAUUGCAGCAACAACAGCAGCAACAGCAGCAACAACAACAGCAGCAACAGCAACAACAACAGCAAAUACAACAAAAAUCUCAGCAACAACAAAGUUCUCUCUUGAAACAGAAAGAAGCCGCAAAACGUGCAGAUAUGCGACAGGAAUAUCGUGAUCAAUUGAAGAAACGUGAUCUUUUAGAUCUGUUGGCAAAUGCUUCCGAUGCAGAUGAUUCCGAAUGUGGAACACCAAAAAAAGUACAAGUUGGCAAAAAACGUCGAAAGGCAUACAAACAAAUUAGACCAAAAGUUAACACUGAAUGGUGUCACAAUGACAUUGUUAAACUAAUUAAUGCUGUUGAAGAACGUCCAAGGCUUUGGGACCACGGCUCACCACAAUAUAAAUUGCCAAAAAUACCAGCUUGGCAAGAAGUUGCUAAUUUUAUAGGACAACGAACUGCAGACGAAUGCAAAGCUAAAUGGUCAAAUCUGCGGGUGACAUUUAAAACAAACUUGAGCAAAAGAAAAAAAUCCGGUUCGGCUGACGGAGGAUUCAUUGUUUGGAAAUAUUUUAAAGCAAUGAUGUUUUUAGAAGUGAAUGAAACGUCUGCAACUAAAGAAUCAAUUUCAUCAAUUACACUACCUGGUGAAAACUCGAAUUCGUCAGCAAUAGAAAGUGAAUCAACGUUGCCAAAACUUGUUAGAAUAGUACCAUCGGUUCAACCAGAGCCGCCGUCACAAUCACAAUCAUCGUCUUCUGAUGCAUUUAAUGAAAUGGUUGCAAAGGCGAUCUCUAAAAUUGCUGAAAAUACAGAUGCAAAAGACCAGUUUGACAUUUUUGGUGUUUAUGUUGCUGCUGAAUUGCGCAGUCUUCCACUUGAAAAAGGAGUGCUUGCUAAAAGGAAAUUGGCUCGUGCUCUGAUGGACAUUAUGGAUGAAGCUGAAAAUUCUAUUUAAUCAAGCUUCAAUUAUUCCUAAAAAUAAUAUGAAUUGUGACAAAUGAAAAACCAACAAAUGUUAUAAUAAUUAAAUAAACAUAAUUAAUAUUAACAAUAUUAUAAA
Messenger RNA from Calliphora vicina (urban bluebottle blowfly), 2509 nucleotides. RefSeq names its product myb-like protein AA. The transcript is spliced from 6 exons. Lineage: Eukaryota; Metazoa; Arthropoda; Insecta; Diptera; Calliphoridae. The record is from RefSeq and is a predicted model, not a curated record. Gene Ontology annotation, cellular component: nuclear body. The coding region runs from base 14 to 2404 and encodes 796 amino acids. Gene Ontology annotation, biological process: positive regulation of DNA-templated transcription.